Messenger RNA from Sinocyclocheilus rhinocerous, 1314 nucleotides. It is a transcript of the gene ca2, whose product is annotated as carbonic anhydrase II. NCBI's taxonomy places the organism in Eukaryota, Metazoa, Chordata, Actinopteri, Cypriniformes, Cyprinidae. The coding region runs from base 254 to 1036 and encodes 260 amino acids. Gene Ontology annotation, cellular component: cytoplasm. Gene Ontology annotation, biological process: regulation of pH; carbon dioxide transport. Gene Ontology annotation, molecular function: carbonate dehydratase activity; zinc ion binding. The record is from RefSeq and is a predicted model, not a curated record. The transcript has 7 exons.
UAAGAAUGUAGCAGCAGAUCAAAGCAGAAGAUUCCCGCCGCCGACGAGAUCCCGCAUUCCGAGAGAGACGCGGAUGGAGAGCGCGCUCAGUAUCGAUCUCUCUGUAGCUCCUCCUGCUGCUGAUCACACUUAAUGUACGGUCAUGUGGGCGAACAGCGUCCAGAAAGCCGCUAUAUAAACCCCCAGCUCAUCUGUCCGAGGACACUGACACUGCUUCAGGACACUUGAAGACUCUUGCGGCGCAGCUGUCAUAAUGUCUAACGGAUGGGGAUACGCAGACCAUAACGGACCUGAGAAAUGGUGUGAAAACUUCCCCAUUGCUAAUGGACCUCGCCAGUCUCCAAUAGACAUUCAACCCAGUGGAGCAUCUUAUGAUGAAUCACUGAAACCGCUUAAACUGCAGUACGACCCCUCCACUUCACUGGACAUCCUGAAUAAUGGACACUCCUUCCAAGUGACCUUCGCCGAUGAUGACGACAGCUCAACUCUGACGGAAGGCCCAAUCUCAGGCAAAUACAGACUCAAGCAGUUCCACUUCCACUGGGGAGCCAGUGACGACAAGGGCUCCGAGCACACAGUCGAUGGGAAAUGCUACCCAGCUGAGCUCCAUCUGGUCCACUGGAACACAGAAUAUCCCAGCUUUGGGGAAGCAGCCAGUAAGCCUGAUGGUCUUGCUGUGGUUGGAGUUUUUCUAGAGAUUGGCGCAGACAAUCCUAAUCUUCAGAAGCUUCUGGAUGCUAUGGAUGCAAUCAAGUGCAAGGGAACGCAGACCUCAUUCACAAACUUUGACCCAACCGUCCUGCUCCCGGAGUCUCUGGAUUACUGGACGUACCUGGGGUCUCUGACCACCCCUCCUCUGCUCGAGAGCGUCUCAUGGAUCGUCUGCAAGCAGUCAAUCAGCGUCAGCUUGGAGCAGAUGAAGAAAUUCCGAUCUCUGCUUUUUACAGCAGAGGAUGAGGAGGCCUGCUGCAUGGUGAACAACUAUCGCCCCCCUCAGCCUCUGAAAGAUCGUGAGGUCCGUGCAUCUUUCAAAUGAAGGACCCCCCUGGACCCCUCUUCCUCCCCUUCCCUCCCUUCUUUAGCAUGAUAUGCAAGCGCAGGGCCCCCGGGUCAAGGGCCUCAAAGCCCCUUCACCCUCCAUGCAGUGAUGCUGGGCAACCUGCCAGCUGUCCAGCAGACCAGGUGUGCUGUUUGGAGAGUAAAGAGGCUAUGCAGGGAAUCAUGUGUUUGUACUGUCCCUCUUUCUUUCUUUCUUUCUUUUCUCAUUCUUCAUUCAUUAGUGCAAAUGCUUUAAUUAUUUGGAUUUAGAAUAUG